Seminavis robusta is the source of this 699-nucleotide messenger RNA. The record is from the annotation of a GenBank genome assembly. Lineage: Eukaryota; Bacillariophyta; Bacillariophyceae; Naviculales; Naviculaceae.
AUGCCUGAGACAACAUCAGAAACCCAGGCUCGUCAGAAGCAGGAGGAUAAAGCUGAGAAGAAGGCAGCGGCAGCCAGGAAGAGAGCUGAAAAGGAGGCGGCAGCACAGGCAAAACAGGCAGCACAAGCUGGAAAACGCAAGCGUGACGAUCACGAUGAUAUGGAUGAGUCGGAAGAAGAGGAGGCCGAUGUGGCUGCAAUCAAUGACUCCGAUGGUGAAGAUGCCACAGCCAAUGCAGCAAUGACCACCACGGUACAAGCCACUGUUGCAACUCCUCCAGCCAGGUCCGUGGCAAAGUCCGUAACGGCCACUUCUCCAGCCGCAGCUCCAGCCACCACCGCUACCGCAGCUACAGCCACCACUGCUACGGCCCCAGCUACAGCCACCACUGCUACGGCCCCAGCUACAGCCACAGCUGCUACGGCCGCCCCUGCCAGAGUCACCCCAUGCAAACCACAACCAAAGACCCAUGUGGACUUUGCCAACAUCGAUAUUGUUGAUCUCACUGCUACGGAAGAGCAGAUUACUGCUACUACCAAAAGCAUGCAGAUGCCAUCUGCAAAUGAUCUCCCUUUGCAGGACCCACUCCCAAAGCUCCGGGUUCUACAAGAUAUGUCAAACCUGCUGACGAUGCUUGGAUUGCUGCCCACACAUACAAAUUUCAAUUGGCUCAGCAACUGGCAACCGACUUGGCUGUGA